AUGGAUCGCAUAAGCAAAUCGUAUCUGAUAAAAAUAGUCAUGUCUGGCCUAAACUCUGCUUCUCUAGAACGCCAGGAGCACGUCUAUUUUAGCCGUGGCAAACUACGAAGUUGCGAGCCGCAACUUCGGCUGGCUCGCUUCGGGCCCCGCCGGGACGGGUUCCGCGGCGCUCCCACCCCGCCGGCUCUCCGUGCUCUUCCAGCGGCACCGUUCUCCGCAGGUCGCGGUCCCACGGUGGCUCCGCCGCAGCCCUCUGACCUGCUGGAAAGCGUUAGGGAAGAGCCAGGCGUUUUGGCAGCUCGGUUCCUUUCCGGCCCCGAAGCGGGUUUUGGUUUGGAGACGACGCUCCCGGCGGUGCCCGGCCGGCCAACCCGCGGCGGGCGGGGCGGGGCGCCGUCCGGGAGGCGGGCGGUGACGGCCCCGGGGCCACCGCCCCCCUCAAAUAGCCGCCGCCGGCGCCGCCCCGGUAGCGGAGCCGGUACGGCCAUACCCCCUAUGGUGACGGUGGGGAGCGGCGGCAGCACCACCACCACCACCCCCCACCACCCCGCUGCAGCGGGGGCUCGACAGCUUCCCCGGCCUCUCCCUGCGGCUAUGGGCACUGCAGCAGCGACCGGCGACGCGACGACGACGACGACCCCGCAGGAGCUGCAAGCUUUCCGCGACUACGGGGAGAGCUGGUACCGCUCCCGCAAGGGGCUGGAGAACCGCUUCCAGCCGCGGGAGCCGCUCGCCCGGCAGCCGCAGGUGACAGCAGAGGCGCGCUGCGAGCUGGUCAGCUGGCUCAUCGCGGUGCACCGGUACUUCAGCGUCUCCUUCGAGGCGCUCUGCCUGGCCGUCAACAUGCUCGACCGCUUCCUCGGCACCACCCCGGUGGCCGCCGACUGCUUCCAGCUCCUGGGGGUGACGGCGCUGUUCAUCGCCUGCAAGCAGGUGGAGGUGCAUCCCCCCAGCAUGAAGGAGCUCCUCGACCUCUGCUGCGGCGUCUUCUCCUGCCAGCAGCUCCGCAACCUGGAGUGCCUCAUCCUGCGCCGCCUGGGCUUCGAGCUGGCGGCGCCCACCGUGAACUUCUUCCUGGAGCACUUCAGCCAGGUGCGGCUGGAGGCGCGGGGGGCCGACGCGGGAGAGGCGGCGGACGCCCGGAGCCUGGCAGUGGGCAUAGCGGAGCUCAGCCUGGCCGACUACGCUUUCACCAAAUACGCCCCUUCUCUGCUGGCCGCCAGCAGCCUGGGGCUGGCGGACCAGCUGCUGCGGAACCGCAGUCCCCUGGACCUGCGGAUCAGCGGCUACCCGGAGCGGGUCCUGCGGGACUGUGUGGACCAGCUGCAGCUCCUGGUCUCGCUGAACAGGCAGUUCCUGCCGCUCCUCCUGCCCCCGGAGGUGGUCCAGAAGUGCCACCGCCUGCGGGCUGGUAGCGGCGAUGCCGCCGCCCGUCACUCGCACCUCUAGCCGUCCCGGGCGUAGUGGCCUCGGCCUCGGCCGCGGGCUGGGCUGGGCUGGGUGCGGGCUGGGUCGUCGUUCGUGCUCCGCAGAGCUGGCGUUGAGCCUCGUCAGCUCGGCGUUAGUGUCACUGGAGUUGGGAAAUUAGAUCACGUUUUGCGCCUGAUGUACAGCAGUUGCACUGUCCCUGUGCCGCUCUGUAAAAUCCAGCAUGUAAAUAAUAUACGGGGGUCUCGAGUACUUUAUUAUUUAUUUGGAGUG
This is a messenger RNA of Harpia harpyja (harpy eagle), 1701 nucleotides long. RefSeq names its product cyclin O (gene CCNO). Lineage: Eukaryota; Metazoa; Chordata; Aves; Accipitriformes; Accipitridae. The record is from RefSeq and is a predicted model, not a curated record. Gene Ontology annotation, molecular function: cyclin-dependent protein serine/threonine kinase regulator activity. Gene Ontology annotation, biological process: regulation of cyclin-dependent protein serine/threonine kinase activity; mitotic cell cycle phase transition. Gene Ontology annotation, cellular component: centrosome; cyclin-dependent protein kinase holoenzyme complex; nucleus.